Messenger RNA from Amborella trichopoda, 1578 nucleotides. The record is from RefSeq and is a predicted model, not a curated record. NCBI's taxonomy places the organism in Eukaryota, Viridiplantae, Streptophyta, Magnoliopsida, Amborellales, Amborellaceae.
AUGCCAUUCUUUGUUGCUCUGAUUUCAUCCCCACUAAAAACCCAUUUCAAAUUUCCCAUCCGCUUGCUAAAUUUAUCGAUUAUAAACCGGUCACUAACUUCAUUAGUUAGCGAAAAUAAUGUCCGUUCUCUAAAUUCGGCUAUUAGAGAAUUUUCGGUAUCUGGUUUGUCAGAGAAAGUUCUUGACAUUUAUGUGACUCUUCGACUUUCAGGUUUCAAACCUGACAAUUUUACUUUCCCCUUCGUUCUCAAAGCAUGUGGCCAUCUCAACACCCUUAAAGACGGCCAAGCAGUUCAUACCCACAUUUUAAAAGUUGGAUUUGAAACAGAUGUCUACGUGGCAAACUCUUUGAUUGAUAUGUAUGCCAAAUGUGAAUGCUUAGAAGAAGCAGAAAACGUUUUCGAUAAAAUGCCUGAGAGAAACUUAACUUCCUAUUAUUCCCUUGUUUCUGGAUAUAAACGUAAUGGUUUUGUGUAUGAAGCCUUGGAGCUCUGUGAUUUCAUGAGAAUUCUUGGCCUUAAGCAUGAUAGAGUGGGUUUAAAGAUCAUUUUCCCUCUUUGUGCUCUGUCUCAGUGUCUAAAGCUUGGAGAAUCUAUCCAUGCUUAUGCAAUUGCUUCCAAUUUAUCAUCAGAUUUGGGAGUAAAGACUGCUAUUUUAGAUAUGUAUGCCAAGUGUGGAAUGUUAGAAGCUGCUCGAGAAAUAUUUGAUGGUAUUUUGGUCAAGGAUGUGGUGGUUUGGAAUGCUAUGAUGAGUGGGUAUUUGGGUACUAAGAAGCCUGAGAAAGUGCUCCAGUUGCUUAGAGAGAUGUGCUUGGAGAGAGUACCGCUAUCUUUAGUUACAGUUUUGUUAGUUCUUCAAGCUUGUGCUGAUUUAGCAGCUCUUAACCAGGGGAAAUUUACCCAUGGGCACAUUAUCAAGCUCGGGCUUGAGUCGAAUGCUAAGGUAGAGGGGCUCUUGAUAGACAUGUAUUCAAAAUGUGGAAGCUUGAAUUCAGCUUCGAAAGUGUUCAAUUCUAUCAGCGGAGGAAAUGUUAACUCAUGGAGCGCAAUGAUAUCAGGGCUUGGGAUGCAUGGUUACGGAAGAGCGUCUCUCAUGGUUUUCUUCGGUAUGAUGAAGAGAAAUAUCGAACCAGAUUGGGUCACUUUUCUCUGUAUUUUGGCUUCGAGUAGCCAUUGUGGGUUGGUUAAAGAAGGGGAAAAGUUUUUCGAUUAUAUGUCCCGUGGAUUUGGAAUUGAGCCAAGAAUGGAGCACUAUACCUGCAUGGUAGAUCUUCUAGGACGUGCAGGACACAUAGAGGAAGCUUUAAGGUUUAUUCAAGGAAUGCCAAUAGAGGCGGAUGCAAGUGUAUGGGGGGCUUUCUUAGGGGGAUGUAAGAUUCAUGGCAAGACUGAUGAGGGUCAAAGUUUAGAGAGAGAGAUUGUAAACUUGGGUCCAAGAACUGGAGAUUGCUAUGUACUUCUGUCAAGUUUCAAUGCUGAAAAGGGGAAUUGGGAUGGUGUGAUGAAGACGAGAGGGCUGAUGAGAGAGAGGACAGUGAAGAAGACACCAGGAUGUAGUUUAAUUCAAGUGAAUGGCUGA